Molecule: messenger RNA, 1080 nt
Organism: Carya illinoinensis
Lineage: Eukaryota; Viridiplantae; Streptophyta; Magnoliopsida; Fagales; Juglandaceae
Product: leucine-rich repeat protein 2-like
Exons: 7
Coding region: 275-913 (212 amino acids)
Molecular function (GO): protein binding
Source: RefSeq, a predicted model, not a curated record
UCUUUUCCCACCCAACGCGGCAAAGCUUCUCUGUCACGACCAACGCGUGAACUUCCCAUCCCCUUCCCAUUGGCGGCCUCCCUUCUCUCUCUUAAACCAUCAUGUGCAUUUUGACUUGACUCACUCUCCCACUCACCCCUCUCUUCUCUGACUCCCGAACCACACGGAAACUCACAUUUUCGUUUGUGUUUGGCUGUUGCUUUUCAUUUUUGGCUUCUCUCCGAUCUCCCAAGUUCUCCCAUUUGAAUUAUCUCACCCUUUUUCUCUGUCUGAAAUGGCUCCUCUUUCCUUUUUCUAUGUCCUUGUUCCGUUUCUUCUCUUUCUCACUCCCGCCCUCUCGACUAACUCUGAAGGAAAUGCGUUGCAUGCUUUGAGAAGCAGGCUCUCUGAUCCAACAAAUGUGCUGCAGAGCUGGGACCCCACCCUGGUCAAUCCCUGCACCUGGUUCCAUGUCACCUGUGAUUCCAACAGCCACGUGAUUCGCUUGGAUUUGGGCAAUUCUAAUAUCUCUGGGACUUUAGGUUCAGAGCUUGGCGAGCUCAAGCAUCUACAGUACUUGGAGCUUUAUAGGAAUGAGAUAGGAGGUAAAAUCCCAAAAGCAUUGGGUAAGUUGAAGAAUCUUGUCAGCAUGGAUUUGUAUGAAAACAGAUUUGAAGGAGAAAUCCCAAAAUCUUUAUCCAAGUUAAAGUCACUCAGAUUUCUACGGUUAAGCAACAACAAGCUGACAGGGUCAAUCCCAAGGGAGCUCACCAACCUCUCUAACCUCAAAGUUUUCGAUGUUUCGAACAACAAUCUAUGUGGAACAGUUCCUGUAGAUGGCCCUUUUGCCACAUUCCCAAUGGAAAGUUUCGAGAACAACAGACUCAAUGGCCCGGAGCUGAAAGGACUGGUGCCCUAUGACUUUGGAUGCUGAAGCAACACUCUUCGAUCCUUUUUAAAAGACUAAUUCUAAAACUUAUUGUACGAUAAAGUAGCAGGAUAGAAUGCCCAGUUACUAUGUCAUAUAUUUGACGAAGGCACUCUCUCUGUGGUGUGGGAAGAAGAGUAAUGAAAACAAGCGAAUGGGUUGAAUAUUGUGCA